Messenger RNA from Zingiber officinale, 1859 nucleotides. RefSeq names its product metal tolerance protein 1-like. The transcript has 2 exons. NCBI's taxonomy places the organism in Eukaryota, Viridiplantae, Streptophyta, Magnoliopsida, Zingiberales, Zingiberaceae. Gene Ontology annotation, molecular function: zinc ion transmembrane transporter activity. Gene Ontology annotation, cellular component: plasma membrane; vacuole. Gene Ontology annotation, biological process: zinc ion transmembrane transport. The coding region runs from base 143 to 1372 and encodes 409 amino acids. The record is from RefSeq and is a predicted model, not a curated record.
CCCGAGUUCAGAAUCAGUUUUCGACGGGCGUACGAAACCAGUCUCCUAUCUCUUUCGCUCCGCUCUCCGCCUCUCAAUUCGUUCCGCAAGGGGGGAAGCAACGACGCCGGAGAGUAUUCCCAUCUCUUCUGAUUUUCAUAAGAUGGAGAAAAGUUCUCAUGGGUCUCAUAUUAUUGAAUUAGACAUGGAUUUGCCCCCUGUUGUUUCUAGUAUCGAUGGAAAUAAGAUUUGUGGGGGUGCUUGUGAUUUCUCUGACUCUAGAAACAGUUCCAAAGAUGCCACCGAAAGAUCUGCGUCUAUGAAGAAACUUUUAAUGGUUGUCAUCCUUUGUGUAAUAUUUAUGAGCGUAGAAGUAGCUGGAGGCGUUGCAGCAAACAGUCUAGCGAUCCUUACUGAUGCUGCUCAUCUCCUUUCUGAUGUUGCUGCUUUUGCUAUCUCCCUGUUCUCACUCUGGGCAUCAGGCUGGGAGGCAACACCUCAGCAAUCAUAUGGGUUUUUCCGUGUAGAGAUCCUUGGAGCGCUGGUCUCUAUUCAAAUGAUAUGGCUCCUGGCAGGUAUAUUGGUUUACGAAGCUAUUGCUAGAAUUAUACAUGACAACGGCGAAGUCCAAGGCAAGCUGAUGUUUGCUGUUGCUGCAUUUGGCUUAUUAGUCAAUAUCAUAAUGGCUGUCAUGCUCGGUCAUGAGCAUGGACAUGGUGGGCACAGUCAUGGGCAUGGUAAACAUGAUCACAGUCAUAAGGAUGAUGACCAUGACCACUCCCAGCAUGAUGAUCACCAUGCUCAUCAUCAUAAACACAACGCUGGGCAUGAUCAUGGUCACGGUGUUACAAUCACCAACCAUCAUCAUCAUAUCAACGAGGAGCAGCUGAAGGAUGAGCAUGUUCCUCUUCUGCAACAUUCUUCAGAUGAGAAUUCUUGUGUCCGGAAGAAGCAACGAAACAUCAAUGUCCACAGUGCUUAUCUACAUGUUAUUGGAGACUCGAUCCAAAGUGUUGGAGUCAUGAUUGGAGGUGCCAUCAUCUGGUACAAACCCGAGUGGAAGAUCAUUGAUCUCAUAUGUACGCUGAUCUUUUCUGUGGUCGUGUUGUUGACUACAGUGAAGAUGCUAAGGAAUAUACUGGAGGUCCUUAUGGAAAGCACUCCUCGAGAGAUAGAUGCCACCAAGCUCGAGAAAGGUCUCUGUGAGAUGGAUGGCGUGGUAGCCAUUCACGAACUCCACAUAUGGGCAAUCACUGUCGGGAAGAUUCUUCUUGCAUGCCAUGUUACAAUCACUCAAGAAGUGGAUGCUGAUGUUGUGCUCGAUCAGGUUAUAGGAUACAUCAGGAGGGAGCACAACAUAAGUCAUGUGACCAUCCAGAUAGAGAGACAAUAGGUUCAGCAUGUCAGGUAGAAUAAUAACCAUCUGUGGCUUGAAUACAUACCCCUAUUGCAUCUGUUUAAGAAGUUAUCAGCUUAUAGUCUAUGCUCCAGUUGGUGUUCUAAGCACUUGUGGACACUGCAGAAGUUGACAGCUUACAAAUUAAACCAGGAGAUGAUUUCGUUCAGAAUGAUUUUUGUACAUUGUCUGCAAUUCGUGGAUUUAGGUUAUGAUUCCUCUUAGCCAACCUCAUAGGUUCAUUUGGCUGUUACAGUUUCUUUAUAGUCCUCUUUCUUAUGAAUAGGUUAAGUCUACUGCAUGUACAGCAUAUGCAUAUGAAUCAGUUAACAUUUGGCAUGCCGCUGAAAGAAGUCAAUUUGUAGUCUUGUAUUUGUAGCCUGAAAUCUUUAUCAAGGUGUGUUCCACUGUUGCCUUAGAAUUGCCCAGCGAAGUGUGUGAUUCCUGUAAUUAUUUUGAUUAGCAAGUUUGGCGAGGCUGGUAA